Messenger RNA from Linum tenue, 786 nucleotides. NCBI's taxonomy places the organism in Eukaryota, Viridiplantae, Streptophyta, Magnoliopsida, Malpighiales, Linaceae. The record is from the annotation of a GenBank genome assembly.
AUGGCUCCAAACAAUCCUCAACUCCAUUCUGCUGCCACCUUCAACAACCAAGGGUUCUACAAGCCCUCUCGAUACUUUAGGUAUCUUAAACACUUUCACAAUCGCCCAUUCUAUCCAUCCUUUCCCAUUCAACCUUCUGCCUUCAGAAAGUAUGAUCUUGACAUUCCAGAUCUCAUUCACAAGCUUGGCUGGGGUUCUCUCUUUGAGAAUCAACGUUUCAGUCAGUGUCCUAAAGGUGUCAAAAUGUUCUACGCUAGCUUGAAGCGUGGUCCUGGGUCUAGUCCCUCCUUUUUCACUACUGUGGUGUAUAACCAUGAAAUCAAGGUCACAACGUCUCUUUUGGCCGAGACUCUUGACCUUCCUUGUCUCGGAUCUUCUGCUGCCACCAAUGAUGACUUUGCAGACAUCAGAUUUGAAUUCAGUUCUGCUAUGGAGUCCCUCACCCAUGAUAUUGGGAAAUACUACCCUUCCAUACUCUCUGCAGGACGUCUGGCAGAUCAGUUCAAAGUGCUCCAUUUCUUUAUCACACGGAUUCUGCUUCCUCGUAGUGGUUUCUCUGCUGACCUUGUCCAUCCUGCUGAUGCAUGGAUCAUGGAGAAUGCUCGUGAUGGUGUCAAACUCAAUUUCUCUGCGCUUAUGUUUGCUCAUAUGAUCAACUAUGGCGACGAGAAUUACUCUGGUCCUCUUCCUUUUGGCCCCCAAGUCACUCGUCUGCUGUCUCGCGUAGGAAUUGAUCUUCGUGAUAAAAUGCUAGUCUGUGAUGUCCGCAAAGAUCUGCGUGCUUAA